Messenger RNA from Pseudomyrmex gracilis, 4157 nucleotides. Its product is annotated as jouberin-like. The record is from RefSeq and is a predicted model, not a curated record. Lineage: Eukaryota; Metazoa; Arthropoda; Insecta; Hymenoptera; Formicidae. Gene Ontology annotation, molecular function: protein binding. The coding region runs from base 372 to 4025 and encodes 1217 amino acids. The transcript is spliced from 6 exons. Gene Ontology annotation, biological process: motile cilium assembly. Gene Ontology annotation, cellular component: ciliary basal body.
GUGUGAAGAUAAUGUUUGCGAACGAACUCGAAAUUCGUAACCAUCACCGUAUCGAUCGAUUUACCGGUCAGUAUAUAUUAAGUGUACUCACACACCUGUCGUGUGUGCUAUAAGGUAACGGCAGUAGUUGCUGUGCAGUUCUUUCAAGGUGGCAGUCAACGAAUUUACAUCCGCGAUAAUGUGACUCUUAAUAAAGACUACUGCGAGAAAUUGCUCUUUUUUUAUGUUGGCCGUGAGCGUAUUUGUUAAUUUAGCCGCACGAGUGAUCGAUCGAUUCUUCCAAGUAGAACGCACGCGACGUUUUUUUUUUACAAACGACCUAAUUCUUCUUCCAUCUUGCCAGUCUCGGAAAGAGAUUCGUAGUAAAAGAAAUGGCUAAAUUCGCCGAGCCCGCGAAGAACAGAAAAUUAACGAGAUCGCGCAAUGUGUCAUCUUUCUUGAAGGAAUUGUCGACAGAAAGCGCGACAUCGCCAAAAACGUUGGAUGUGGUCGUGGACAUUCACAACGAGAGCCGGCAACAACGAGACGAUAGCAAAGAUCUUGAUAUUAUUGAGCUCUCAGACAUUAAGAAAGCAAAACGAUUCUCUGUACAGUCAUCCGGAAGUUCCAAGUCUUCUUUGCGAGCGAGCGACGCACCGAGUCAGAAUCGCACCUCUGAUCGGACCAAAAAAUCGUCGAAAGAAAUUUGUUUUAGACAGUCGCGUGAUGAAUUAACAGAAUCCUUUGAUUUAAUAGAGGAGUUUAAAUCGCCCGACAAAGAAAAGCGAAAAUCUCCCGAGGAAAAACCUCGACGUCGAAAGCAAUGGAACACUGUGGCAAACGAAGAAACUCCGGAAAUAGGACCCAAAAAACCACCGCGAAAACGUUGGUCCAAGGACACCGGUGUGAUCCAAUUGCCCGAGACAACCAACAGUUCAGUUCCUUUGAUCGAAACUUUGCGGAAACCUCCAGUCCCGGCUCCGCGCGGGAUCAGCACGCAGCAAAGCGAGAUCUAUCACUUCGACAAUCCAGCGUUCGUGUCUGAGAACGACGACGAGGUGCUUAGAAUCGAGACCGAUCAUAAUCGGGAGAGCACCAAGAUCGAGAUGAGAAAAAUGAGCGAUCGCUCGCGCGUCGAGGAUGUUGGAGUAACGUCCGGCAAAUCUUUACAGAAGCACCGAACGGAAGUAGCGAAGGCGACAAACAGGCGACGUCUCGUGGCGGACGAAAGCGACGAUCGAUCUUCGAAAACAAGAUUCUUAAAGAGUCGAAAAAACAGCGUCGAGGAAUUUGAAUCCUCGACGAGUCUGGAAAAGAUCACCGAUCUUCUAUCGAGCUCGGUUGCGUCUGAGGAUCGGUCGUCCACGAGUGUCAAAAAAUCGACGGAAGCGACGUCGGAUCAACCAUUAAAAAAGAGAGAACGAAAACGGGAGUUAUUUAAGAAGAAAUCUUCUGAAGACGAUGCAGCCGUCAGCUCGUCCGCGAGAAAUAUGCAUUCUUCUUCGAUCGAACCAGACGCAAAAGUUAGAAAGAAAAACAGAAAGAAACGAAAGCAGGAGAAAAAAGAGACGAAAGACAACAAUAAAGAAAUAAAAUAUAUUUCCGUGACGAUUCAUCGAGCGGACGUGUUGGAGGACGAUUACUUGAACGCUAAACGACCGAUGGUGAAGGUUCACAUUGUGAAAGCUCGCACAGGCUCAUAUCUGCCGAACACGACGAAAAAUCGUGAAAACGACACCGCUUUUCUUCAACCUAUGAUCACCGGCAAGUUUGACUUCAGGGAAAAUAAAUCGUUGAUUCCCGUUUGGGAAGAGGAACUUAUCUUCGAGCACGAUUUCAACGCGAUCGCUAAAUGCGAGGACGAUGAUCAAGUGGUAAUCCUGUUCGAAGUAAUAGAUCUCUUAAACUUCGCCGAAGCGAGCCUCAGCUACGAUAAAGUUGGCAGCGAAGGGUGCUGGUAUAAAAUUGCUUGGGCCUUUCUUAAACCCGUGGGAGUCAACAACGUUCUUCAUACAGACAAGAAGGUGCGACUCCAGCUUUACAGACCCAAACGAAAUCUAAAGAAACGCGAGAAACAAAACUGUGAGGUAUACACUUGGUGGCAGUCAAAUAACAGGGACAAAUAUCCUAGCAGCCUCCUCGUGACGGUGACAUCGGUCCCGCUACCGAAGCUAGAGCCUGUGCUCUAUCAACAGCUGUCGCUGAACGAUCUUAGCGAUACGCGUAGCGAUUUGCAUGAUAUCUCGAUGCGUAAUACCUCGGACUCGAUCGGUUUGGUUAAAUGGACGCGACUGGCCGCCCAAUCUUGCAAAAUUCCAAAUGAGAAAAUGUUCGAGACGGAAGCGAGCGAGAACGGCUGCUUCUACAUUGCCUUCAGCAACGACGGCAAGUAUUUGGCCUGCGUCCAUUCCGAGGAGCACGCUUAUCCGAUUGUCGUUUACGAGGUCAAGUCUGGCAAAAUCUACGUUCGAUUUCUCGGACACAAGGCUUUUGUGUAUUCUCUAAACUGGUCAAGCGACGAUCACUGCCUUUUAUCAACUUCCGCAGAUCAAACGGUGCGUGUCUGGAACGUUUACAGCCAAAUUGUGCAGCAUAUCGAGAUUCUACCACAUCCGUCAUAUGUCUAUUGCGCAAAAUACGUUCCUGGCAAGACGACAAUUGUGGCAACGGGAUGUUAUGAUCGAGUGGUUCGCAUUUGGGCAAACAGCAAGAGAUCGAAAAAGCGGGAACUGAGUCAAGAAUUGGAAAGUCACGAGGGUUUUGUCAAUUCUAUGGUAUUUCAAAAAAACGGUAACUUAAUUACGGCGGACAGCGUGGGAUCGAUCAUCCUUUGGACGGUGCGUCGAAACAAUAGAAUGACAUCGAAGAUGGAGUGGUGUUUUUCGAGACAGAUGAAGAUCUCCGAGAUCGAAGGUGUCAUUAUAAAUACAAUUGCCCUGCAUCCUCUCGAGUCCCGGCUUCUCAUCCAUUCGCGAGACAACGGUUUGCGAAUGUUGGAUCUCGCGACCGGUAUAAUCUUGCAGAAGUAUAAACAGCUAAACAAUCAAAGAAUACAAUUGAAAGCUUGCAUAUCUCCCUGCGGAAGACUGAUUCUGUGCGGCGGAGAGGAUUCCGUGUUAAACAUCUGGAAUCUUGAGACAGGUAAGCAUGUAGCCAAAUAUACGAAUGGCGGACGGAGCAAAACGGUUGUUACCUGUGUGGAUUACCAUCCCUACGACCACGUGUUAGCAUUUUCGACCUUCGGCAGUCCAACACCAGUUCGUGUUUUGAGAUUUAAUAAAACUGUGGACGGUAGUGAUGUUGGAUUGAAUCUUACGGGAAAUGCAACGCAAGCUCAGCAUGACGCCAAGGAAGUAAAUUUCAAUAUUUUAGAUCAUUCUUCAUUUUGGAAGAGCAAAGUCGACAGAAAGACGAAAGAAAUGCGUUCAUCGUUGCACAAUCCCGCGGUCGAUCACAUAGUAAUUCAAAUUGAAAAUGAGGAACAAUCUUGGGCGAAACUUCGUCGUUUGAGAGACAUGGAGCUAAGCUGGAAGGAGAGGAGCCGAGACCGUUUACAUUGUAUCAUUCAGAAAAUUGACUCGAUGUUGUCCAAAAAAUCAAUGUUUUCCGAAGACAUUAUAGACGGUGAACAAAUUCUAAAUGUAAACGGAUGCAGGGAAAACGCUUAUCUCAGAAAUGCAAAGUCUUCUGCGUCCAGCAACAUUGCUCUUCAACAACAGAACAUAUCUCAUUCGGAUAAUACCACAAAUUCCACGAAUCUUCACAACGAUCUCGGAAGCAGCGAUAACGCACGAUCCGAUCUCGCGACUCGUUCCAACAAUCAAAAUCGUUCAUAUGAUUUUCACAUUUCGACAAAUCAGUCUGAACAAACAAGUUUGUCACGUGUAAGCUCUCCCGAUAGCAUUGGCACGUACAUCGUAGAACUGCCGGAUUUUGACAAAAACGUCAAUCAAAUCGCCACGAAAGUCGAAGAUACAAGUUCAGUACUAGCGUCCGAAAGCGAUUGUUCGCGAGUUAGCAAUGCUACAUUUGUGAUAAAAAAAUAAGUAAUAUUCAGGUUUUUUUAUUGUAAUAUAAUAAAAUUCAAAUUUAUGUUUCUGUACAUCGUCGUAUAACUGGUAUACAGGAAAUAUAUUUUCGAAUGUAAGCACACACACACGCACACACAAAAAAUCUAU